UCUGUUCUUUUUAGUUUUUUGGUCCAUGUUCCGCGCUAUGUUACUUUUUUCAUUAUUAUAUUUUUAUAUUGAUGUUUAAUAAAGGAUUAAAUUAACUGUUAUUUUAAUUCGUUAUCUAUAGUAAUCUUUGGUUAUUAUUUGCUACUGUAAAGUUGUUCGAAUUUCAAAACAUGAAGAUUGGUACUCAUGAUGGCGUCUUUCACUGUGAUGAGGUGCUGGCAUGCUUCAUGCUCCGUCGUCUCCCGGAGUAUAAAGAUGCAGAGAUUGUCCGAACUAGAGACCUAGAGAAACUCAAAUCAUGUGACAUAGUGGUAGACGUGGGAGCAGAGUUUGAUCAUCAGAAGAAACGCUACGACCACCAUCAGAGGGAAUUUAAUGAGACUCUAAGCUCUUUGAGACCUGAACUUGGAGACAAGUACAAAAUUAAAUUAAGCUCAGCAGGACUUAUCUAUGCAAAGUAUGGUGAAAAUUUACUCCAAGAGCUAGCACCUAAAGGACACCCAUUUUCUCCAGAAGAUUUACGGAUAAUAUACAAGAAAGUGUAUGAACAUAUAGUCGAAGAGAUGGAUGCAAUAGACAAUGGAGUUCCAAUGACAGACGAGGAGCCGAGAUACAAAAUAAGAACCCAUUUAAGUGCCCGAGUGCAUAGGUUGAACCCUGAAUGGAAUUCUGAACAAAACUCGGAUGUUAGCGAACUGUUUGAAAAAGCAAUAGCUUUGGUCAGUGAAGAGUUUUUGUACACUGUGAACUAUUUCAUAUCAGUGUGGUUGCCGGCGAGAGAUUAUGUGAAAUCGGCAAUAGAAGAAAGGCUAGAGGUGCAUGAAUCAGGACAAAUAUUGGAAUUUAAAGAAAGGUUCCCAUGGAAGGAGCAUUUGUUUGACCUGGAAGAGGAAUUAGGGCUAGGAAAUGAAAUCAAGUAUGUUAUAUUCAUGGAUAAGCCAAACUCAUGGAGAAUCCAGGCGGUGCCUGUCAAACCCACCAGUUUUGUUACCAGGAAACCCCUGAACAAAAAAUGGUGGGGCGUACGCGACGACCAGCUAAGCGAGACCUCAGGCAUAGAAGGCUGUAUAUUCUGCCACAGCACAGGCUUUAUUGGCGGUAACACUUCCAGGAAAGGCGCUCUAGCUAUGGCUGUAGAUAGCUUGAAUGCUGUAUAAGUAUGUUGGAUGUAUCAAAAUUAUAUUUCAAAUUAAAAAAAAAUAUAAAGUUUUUUAU
Molecule: messenger RNA, 1215 nt
Organism: Bicyclus anynana (squinting bush brown)
Lineage: Eukaryota; Metazoa; Arthropoda; Insecta; Lepidoptera; Nymphalidae
Product: MYG1 exonuclease
Exons: 7
Coding region: 171-1157 (328 amino acids)
Cellular component (GO): nucleus; cytoplasm
Source: RefSeq, a predicted model, not a curated record